Messenger RNA from Striga hermonthica, 1704 nucleotides. Lineage: Eukaryota; Viridiplantae; Streptophyta; Magnoliopsida; Lamiales; Orobanchaceae. The record is from the annotation of a GenBank genome assembly.
AUGCAGAGAUUUGGGCUGCCGGAUUUUAGCCGAGGGUCGAUUGGAAGCUCGGCAGCUGGCGGCGAGUCUCCUGGGUUGGGUGGUGUGGUAAUAGAGGAAGAUAUUCAGCAUGAGUUGGAGGAAAUGGAGAAAGAAACUGAUAUAGAUGACAUUUUGAGUUAUAGAUCUGUUGUUGAACGGGAACUAGAGGAUUUUUUGGUAAACUCAUCAACGAGGUAUGGGACCAAUUGUGGAAAUAUUGACAAGUCUGAGGGAGAUGAUCGUCCUACUAGUAAGCCACGAAGCUGGUUGAAUUGGUUACCUUAUGGGAUGCUUGGAGCUGGAGGAACUGAUGAUUCUGAUAGGUUUUCUGGUGUAAUUUCGGAUGAUGUCAUCAAGGAUAUAUAUGAGGCAACAAAAUUCAAUCCUACGACUGUACUAGUUGGAGAUUCUGCUAUGAUGGAUGAAGUUUACUUUUCUUCUCUAAAAAUCAACAUAUCCGAAAUUCGCACCAUGUUCUGGAGCAUGGAGCUGGGGUGUCCCAUUGUUGAUUUGAUGCUCACACGGAUCUACAUCGAGGGUAGGGUCUGGGAGAAAUCUGCGACUAUUAUUGCUUCGGUCAACUCUGCUCAGAUGUUUGAUCCUGUUAACAAUCAAGUUGUUAUGUUUACAAAAAAGGUCAAGUCUUUGGUUGAGGUUCUUGUAAAGGAGGAUCCUUCUCUAAAUAUCAAAGUUGAUCUCUACCCUUCAAGUUCUGAUUUAAGUUCCUCUGUGAAGGUGGUACUUGGUUCAAGUGAACUGUGCUGCAAUCCAGAGUUUGUUAAGAAUGUUGCAGAUUUCUUGUAUGUCAUACCACACUUCAGCUUUCAGAGGAAUAGGAUCCUGCUGUCUCUAAAUGACAUUAAUGACCUUAACUCACGACUUCUAUCAAAAAUUGAUUUUUAUUUAUCAAGCCGUACAAAGAUGAUAUUGGAUGUUAAUCUUUUCAAUACUGUCAUAAACAUGCCAUGGAAAGAUGUCAAAGCACAUAAUAUGGUUAUAGAAGUUGCAGCUAUUUCCAUCACAUCCAAAUUGGAAGGGGGGUUUCAGCUUCAGGAUCUAUAUGAUCACUUUGACUUCCAGAUAAAUGAUGCGCAGAUACGACUGAUGAUGCCUUCUUCUGCAACUACCCCUUUUGUUGAGAAAUUUAAUGCCUCUUUGAGCUUGGUAUCCUGUAUUUUACGUGAUGAACCAAUCCUCAAAGAGUUGGAGGUUCAUGUGCAUGUGCCGUCACUAACUGUUCACACCUCAGUCUCCAUUUAUGAAGAAAUUUUGGGAUUAAUUUCACAGUUAAUUACACAUCUUCCUCCAUCCAGCUCGACAGCUUCAGUGGAACUCAAGUCUAAUGGAUUGAAGACCCCACUAUAUAAAUGGUUCUCUAUCCUUGCCAAUUUGGAUAUUAUCUUCUUGACAGUUGAUCUUGAAGAAAGUAUGGCUGAUGACUUCACCUUGAACUUCUGUGGUCAGAAGCUAGGUGUUAGGUUUGAUUCUAGUGAUGUUCCCAAAUGCGGGGUCUCUCUGCAGACAUGUCAGAUUACCUGUACCUCUACCAAAGAUGACCAACGAAACCAAGUUCUUUGCUCAACCAGAAGCAUGCUGGGGUCUGAAACUAAGCAUCAGCACAACAAUGGUGUCGAGUUAGAUGGCCGAAAUGGAAAGUUGGAAGUAUACAGUUUACGCAACUGA